AUGAUUAUGAAACAACUUUGCCGUAUAUUCAAACAGAUUUCUCUUACCGAUACUUUACAGGCGAGUCCUAGAUCUUUCUACACAAGCACAUUCAAAUAUAGAGAAGUCGUUAAUCGAAAAGAAAUGUUGAAAUCAGUACCAGCUGUAGAUGAGGGGGCCAUAGGUGAAAAAUCCAUUGAUGUAGAUUCCAUGAUACACAAGAAUGUUGAUACUUUCCCUGAUUUCAACACACCUAAUAGAUUGUUUAAUGGUGUCCCAUUCAAGAAUUUACCAAUUUUCAACAUCAGAGUAUCUAAAAAUAAUACAAUAAUAAAUUUGACUGAUGCCAAAGGUUUACCAAAAUUCAUAAGGUCUUGUGGAGUUGAAGGUUUUAAAAAUGCAAGGAAAGGAACUAAUAUUGCUGCUCAAGCAACUGCAGUUUCAAUAGGGACAAAAGCUGUGGAGAAUGGCUACAAAACAGUACGAUUAACAGUGAGGGGUCUGGGACCUGGAAGAAUGGCUGCUAUUAAGGGGUUACAAAUUUCAGGAUUGGAAAUUGUGUCUAUCACUGAUAAUACUAGAGUUUCUUGGAAUCCUCCAAGACCAAGGAAACAAAGAAAAUUAUAG
Phaedon cochleariae (mustard beetle) is the source of this 606-nucleotide messenger RNA. NCBI's taxonomy places the organism in Eukaryota, Metazoa, Arthropoda, Insecta, Coleoptera, Chrysomelidae. The record is from the annotation of a GenBank genome assembly.